This is a messenger RNA of Thamnophis elegans (Western terrestrial garter snake), 1460 nucleotides long. It is a transcript of the gene FAM185A, whose product is annotated as family with sequence similarity 185 member A. Lineage: Eukaryota; Metazoa; Chordata; Lepidosauria; Squamata; Natricidae. The record is from RefSeq and is a predicted model, not a curated record.
AGAUCAAACUGCAGAUCAAUUCACGUGCGGGUGUUUGUGGGUGGAUGCAACGCAUGAAUUUUUUUUUUGGGGGGGGUGUGGAAGCAAACAGGGUGGGCUUGUGAGGAGGGAUUCUGAUGCAGCUGACCCCCCACCCCAUGCAAAAAACUGGGGAAAGGAAGAUCUUACUGGUAUCCUUUCCUAGGAGGGGGAUCUUAGCAAGACAUCAAAAAAACUCAAAACUAGGCACAGGAUGCUGCCAAGGUGGUGCUACCUGGCAGGGAAGGCGUUAGCAAGGAGCAAUCCUGGCUUGCCGAAGGGGAGAAGUCCCCACCAAGUGGGCUUGUUCGUGAGCAGCGCAAACUUGGGUCCUGCAGAAAAGGAACCAAAGGCGAAUAAGGAGUGGACCCUGAGGGUCAGUCCUUUCGGUCUGCUGAAGGCGCGUCUCCCUUGCCACAUCACAGUGGGACCCCUGGACCCCCAUGAGUACCCCGAUUCUGACAAGGUCUUUGUGGCCCUUAAGGGGAGGGAUUCCAACCCCGAGCCUGCCUCGGAUCUGCUCCUGAAUUAUGACGAGGCCCGGAAAGAGGUGAUGAUAUUAUCCGACGGCGUGGACGGCGCAGCUUCCCUGGAUGUGAGGACUCCUGUAAAAUUUGAUCUGGAUAUCAAGACAUCAGGAAAUGGCUCGGUGAAGAUUGAACAAAUGCAAUGUGCUAACUGCAAAAUAGAAACAGAGAAGGGAGCGAGCAUAUUGAAGUCCAUAAAGAGUGAGAAAAUUGAUAUCCGAGCAAAAGGAGGGGACGUCACCUGUUUGGGAACUCUUCAAGGACAUACUGAUAUUUCUGUAUCACAAGAAAGUAAUGUGAACGUUGAAAAGCUCCAAGGAUCAUCCAUUAACGUUACAAGUGAAAACGGUUCGCUCAAAGCUAAAUAUUUAUACGCCGACUCCUCAUUUCUGACUUCAGCGGCUGGCGACAUCUUACUGGGGAGCGCCCAUGGUGAUAUUACCUUGGAGACCAAAACAGGAAGCAUCACAGUUGAUUCUUCUGAAGGAUCUUUAAAAGCCUUUACGCAUCGAGGAGACAUCAAGGCCUACGUUCUUCGUCAAACCGGAGAAGUAAACCUGGUUUCUGAGGAAGGUUCCAUCAUUCUCAAGGUACCUACGACUCUUCGAACUUCUCAAUUAUCUGGAACGAAGGUGGAAGUCAGUCCAGAGAUCCAAUUACAGGAUAUUGAGACUGUCUCAAGAGACGAUCGUGUCACAGUGACAGGUCAUAUGGAUCAAAAGGAUGCAAAAGGAAAUUGUAUUAAAGCGGAGACAAAAUACGGCACAGUCCAUCCCAAAGUCAAACCUGGUUCCAAUCUUUGAAGCUGAAGAUUCCUUGAACAAUACUUACUUUAUAAAUAUAGACAGAAGAAUGAAAUGUGACCGCUUAAGAUUCUACUUCCUAAUAAUAAAAGUGUGAAUGUCGCUCUCUGAA